Molecule: messenger RNA, 944 nt
Organism: Ruditapes philippinarum (Manila clam)
Lineage: Eukaryota; Metazoa; Mollusca; Bivalvia; Venerida; Veneridae
Exons: 7
Coding region: 359-904 (181 amino acids)
Source: RefSeq, a predicted model, not a curated record
UGUCUCUGCCAUCAUGUCUAACAUUCAUGUCAUUCAGUGAUAGCUAUACUAGUCAGUGAUGUUACUUCUAACUUCAAUUUUGUAUUGAUCUUCAAACACCAUCGAUGCCUUCUCCCGUGUAAUGAUAAUAAUGUUUACAGCUCGAAGCUUCAUCAUCUUUUUGUCUCCUUUAAGGAAGUUUUAGUGCGGUGUUUUAGUAAGUUUUUUACCGUCGAAGGAUUAUUAUCUUGAAUAUGCUUAAGCUACAAAGAUGUUUUGGCGGAUAAAUUUGCUGGAUAAGACAUUUGGACAACAUAACACCUAGGCGUGAUAUAUAAUUUUUCAUUACUUGGGCAAUUUUAAGAGGAAAAAGGUUACCAUGACGACCGUAUCAGGGUCCACCGAGGAGUUUCCCACCGAGAAGAAGAAACCUGGUGAUAUAUCUGCAACAUUUGUUGAUAAAGAAAAAGCUGCAAAGUUUUACACCGAAGAAUCGAACAGUGAUGCAGAUGAAGUGACCUUGGUUAUCGAGACAGUUGAUGUUUUAAGUAAACAAAGCAUAUUGUUGCUAAACUGUGCGUGGUAUGGACUCAGUCUAAUGUUUUUGUUGAUGUCUGUUGAAGUUGUACCGGCUCAAAUACAAUCUUUGGUAGGUCCUGCAGCUAAAGGGCGAUGGCUUGGUGGUAUGGUUGCUUGCGGGGCUGCCGUGACGUUUUUUGUCUCUCCAAUUAUUGGCAUGCAGAGUGACAGGUCAACAUUUAAGUAUGGAAAACGACGUCCAUUGAUGUUUCUAGCAACAAUUACGUUAUGCAUUGGUCUAAUUGGAAUGGCUGUAACGGCACCGGAAAUUUCAAUGGCGCAGUUAAACCGAGGAACAAGCGGGAAUGAAACUGGAAAGGUAAAAGUACAAUUGCAAUGGAAUUGAUGAAUUAUGUUUUACACUAAUAAUAAAAAACAUUACGGAG